Hylaeus anthracinus is the source of this 1724-nucleotide messenger RNA. RefSeq lists its product as uncharacterized. Lineage: Eukaryota; Metazoa; Arthropoda; Insecta; Hymenoptera; Colletidae. Bases 868 to 1716 code for a protein of 282 amino acids. The record is from RefSeq and is a predicted model, not a curated record. The transcript has 7 exons.
UUAUAAUUCUAUCCACUGAAGAGAAAAGAAAGAAAUGAAGUAACUUGAAGUAACUAUCACAAUUUCAUUCAUUAAAGGGAAUACGCUGUAACGAUAGAAGAAAUGAAAUAAACUAAUGUAACUAUUACAAUUUCAUUUAUUAAAGGGAAUGGGCUGUAACGAUAGAAGAAAUGAAGUAAACUAAUGUAACUAUUACAAUUUCAUUUAUUAAAGGGAAUGGGCUGUAACGAUAGAAGAAAUGAAGUGAUUUGUAGUGACUAUUACAAUUAUAUCCACUAAAGAUAAAAUGAAAAAACGAAGUAAGCUGAAGUAACAUCCCCAGAGUAGCGAUCGCCGCUUCUGGAGGGUCACAAAGUAGCGACAGCGUUUCGACGUCGAGUGAUCUUCCUCCCAUUCCGUUUUCGUUGACGUUCGUGCCCGACUAUUUUCGACUAAUUUACUAAUUCGAGCCGGAACUGCCACUGGUAUACCCCGACGGCGUUCGAUUCGAAGAAAUACAGUUUAUACGCGUGUCAGUUAACAUCAAAGGCGUAGGGGACCGCAAUGACAGACGUAACUUGGAUACUACUGGCCAACUUCUUUCUUUAUGGAUCCCAAGGAACUCCCUAAAGAAAAAGCUGUAACGAAUACUUUAUCUUGAGAGUCAGCGGUCAGGAAAUUAUACUUGAUAUUUCAUCCUUCCAAAGUUAGUACACCGUAACUGAGAUUUUCCAUUCGUGUUGAGGCCUUCGAAAGCACUUUGGCUACAAAGAGGUAUCCAAUGUCCUGAAUGCACAUUUUUAGAGCUGAUACGAUAGAAUCUGACCGAUUAGUACACCGUAACUGUGAUUUUCCAUUCGUGUUGAGGCCUUCGAAAGCAAUUUGGCUAUGAAGAGGUCUGCAGAGUCCUGGAUGCACAUUUUGGGAGCUGAAAUGAUAGAAUCUGACCGAUUCACGAUGGCUGGGUCAAAGGAAAGCGCUAAACAGAUCGAAACACCGCCGUACAGAGACCGCAUGGAGCUCAGGUCAAUGUCGAGGGGUCCCCCACCUCCAUACGCUAAAGUCGACAGCCUGAAGAACCCAAACUCGAUCAACGACUCCACGUCCAAACAACAAAACGGUUUCUUUUCAUUCUGUUCCAUUAAUUUGAUCAGUUAUCAAUUGUACUGGAUGAUUGUUGUAGGUUCAACAACGAUAAUAAUCAGGAGCGGUUGUGCCAAAUUCCCAAGAUGUAGAUGCAUCUCUCUCUGCACCUGUGGAUUGUUGACAAUACUUCUCACCACUAUCCUGGUCAACGUCAUGUUCCCUUAUCCGCUGCAUGCAUCUUGCAUUAUCAAAUGGAACUUUGGAGAACCUUGCACGGAGAUCAUGCAGAAGCUGAGGUGGCAAAUACUUGACUGGUCAUCCUGCGUCAACUGUGGUCCACAUGGCAGCAGAUGCCUCUACUCGCUGAAGGAGCUAAGACCUGACGAAAACAAUGUAAUCAGAGCCUCACACCUUGCGCCGAACAUGAAGACUGUGGAAACCAUACAAAUAACUUUCAAAGAGGUCAACAAAACCUGCAUGGCAACAGGUGAAUCCGUGUCGAACGAGUGGUUCAGGAUAUUCGAUUAUGGCACGAACUACUGUAAUUUGCGCAACUUGGUGACCAGCAUUGGCUUCAACGGAAGCCCGAGGUUCCUAGAGCUGACGAGCAACGCAGUUUGCACGCAGUACAACAUGGCUGUUUGUAAUUAGUCUCACGU